Molecule: messenger RNA, 2395 nt
Organism: Rana temporaria (common frog)
Lineage: Eukaryota; Metazoa; Chordata; Amphibia; Anura; Ranidae
Product: oocyte zinc finger protein XlCOF8.4-like
Exons: 4
Coding region: 722-2164 (480 amino acids)
Biological process (GO): regulation of transcription by RNA polymerase II; central nervous system development
Cellular component (GO): nucleus
Molecular function (GO): RNA polymerase II cis-regulatory region sequence-specific DNA binding; DNA-binding transcription factor activity, RNA polymerase II-specific
Source: RefSeq, a predicted model, not a curated record
AAUCUCUCCAUAAAGAGGACCUGUCACAGAUCUCUCCUCUGGCCUCCAAUGAAGCCGAUCGGACGCAGAUCGGUCUGAUAUGCUGUUUCAAUAUUACCUUUGGUUAUACUUUAAAGACGUUUAGAAAGGCUGCCUUAUGGUCUAGCAGAGAUCCUAACAACCUCUUUAGAUUUGGUUUAAUAUUAGGGAUACCAGCAGAGAUAUACAGCUCUGGGGGGGUCGUAACUGAAAGAAAAAGCCUGGUGAUUGCGCCGUUAGGGCUCUAUUGUUAUUGUGUGGUAUGUCGCCUGCAGUUCCAACACUUGCACACUAGAGGGCGCAGAAGUCCUCGCUAGGAACCCAAUACAGAUAAAGCGUGCAGUUCCUAAAGUCUACCGCAAGAUGGCAACAGCGACAAUGCCCAAUCGAAGUUAUUGGUAGAACUGAGCAGCCGGUGGAACGCAUACAACAGGAAGUUGGUGAAGCAGGUGGAACGCAAAACAAGGAAGUCCUGUUAUCAAGGUACUGCUGAGCUAUAAAUCAGGAAGUGGGUUUGGCUAAGAGCUGCAAGGAUUUGGUAUAUCUAGAUGUAAGUUGUCACUUUCUUUUGGUCCCUUUCUUACUGCCUUUAACCUCAUUGCUGUGUAAUGUAAUGUAAUCGAGAGUGUUACAGAGAAUUUCCUUAUUUUCAGUGUUGCUUAGAGGGGCAAGAGUGACACCGAGGGACACCGACCCCAUUAGCAUGGAGGAGCGGAGUCCUAUGACCGGGAGGAUAUUACAGCUCACCCUGGAGAUCAUCCACCUGCUGACCGGAGAGAAAUGUGCGGUGGUGAAGAUGGUGUCUAUUGAGGGUCUCCUACAAGGGAUGUAUCCGUCUGGAGAAUGGAGUAGAAGUCCCGCCAUGGAUCCUCCACCUCCCUCCUCGACACCUGAGAGGAACAACGACAAGAAGAUCCUAGAAGUCACCCAGAAGAUCGCUGAGCUGCUGACCGGAGAGGCGCUGUUAGAAGAGUGCAGAUCUGUCAGGAAGAAGGUCACCAUGGAGAAUCAGAAGACCCUCACAUCACCCGAUUUAUCUGGAAGGGCCGAGAUGCCACAGACCUCCAGUGCCGUCAAGGAGGAAUCGUAUCGUGGUAAGGAACGCAAUCUCUUCGAGGGAGGCGAUAUAGAGGUGGACUAUACGACGGUGAACGUUAAGGAAGAAAACUUCAUGGAUGGAUACCGUUGGACCCCUAGGACUCUACCGUUGGCCAAAAGGACAGAGGACUCCCCUCGAAUCUUAAACAUCUCUGAAUUUGAGAGAAGUCCACCAAUUUCUCAAAUUAAAGAAGAGUUAGGCGUUUAUAAUUUUAGGGCAGAGGGUGGAGAAGAUAAAUGGGAUUCUUUGGAGCAUCGUGCACAGGUGGACUCGCUCUGGGAUAAAGAUAAGGGAGUAACUGGGAAUCCAUUAGUGUUUGAAGAUGAAUUUAGCGAGAUAACUCAGCCAGGAGCCCCAUAUUGGCCGCCAUUACAGAGUUCUGGCAGGUGCAAGCAAACCUUCGCCAGCAGCUCUGGUGGGCUACAUCUCCAGCCGGCAGGCCAGGGGUCUCCCUCUCUCUUAUGUUCGGAGUGCGGAAAAUGUUUUGCCGGGAGGGAGCAGCUGGUGAGACACCGGCAGACCCACACGGGGCCAAAACCUUACACCUGCCUGCAGUGCGAGAAGUCGUUCUGGAUGAAGUCGCAGCUCGCAGCGCACCAGAAAAUUCACACGGGAGACAGGCCGUUUCCUUGCACGGUCUGUGGGAAAUCCUUCACUCGGCGGCAAGUGCUGGACAAUCACAUGCUGACCCAUUCCGGGGAGAGGCCGUACCCAUGCUUGGAGUGCGGGAGGUGCUUUUCCCGCAAUUCGCUGCUGGUCAUUCAUCAGAGGAUCCAUUCCGGGGAAAAGCCAUAUUCGUGUUUGGAGUGUAACAGGUCCUUCCGGCACAAGACGGCGCUGGUUGCCCACCAGAGGACUCAUACCGGGGAACGACCUUAUCAUUGCUUGGUGUGCGGGAAAAGUUAUACCCAUAGCUCACACCUUGUGGUUCACCAAAGAUCCCAUUCUGGAGAGAAGCCAUAUUUGUGUUUGGAGUGCGGGAAGUCCUUUUCCCAUAAAUCGGUGUUGGUCAGACAUCAACGAAUUCAUAAUGGCGAACGGCCCUAAAGUCAACCCUAGUGACCCUUGCUAGGGGGAACUCCACAUUUUUCCAGUUAAUACCUUUACACAUUGUCACAACCCAUAGACUCCGAAAUGUUUUUAUAAGUGGUUCCUUGGCAACAUCUGAUACUGAGCCCUAAAAAAGGGGGAGACCAAAUCUCCCAAAACCCAUUGGCUGUAUUUCUGAUACCAAAUUACAAAUAAAGUUUGGAACCAAAUUCUUUGUGCGUAUGACUU